Molecule: messenger RNA, 3477 nt
Organism: Salvelinus fontinalis (brook trout)
Lineage: Eukaryota; Metazoa; Chordata; Actinopteri; Salmoniformes; Salmonidae
Product: IQ domain-containing protein K-like
Exons: 9
Coding region: 26-1105 (359 amino acids)
Molecular function (GO): protein binding
Source: RefSeq, a predicted model, not a curated record
AUGCGUUCUUAGCAACUGCCUCAGAAUGGCAAAGAUUAUUGGUGCUAAGAAAUCAUUGUGGCAACAAGUCUGUGAAGAAUAUGAGUCGGAGCAGCCCAGUCCACCCAGCGCUGCUUGGACAGACAGUGGUUCAGUGAGCACUCACGUCUCCCAGUACAGCGCCAGCAAGCACUCUCCUGUCUUCUAUGGUCUCAUGGCAGCUAAGGUUGCUGUGGAUGAUGACCCUGUGAAGCAUGUUGACCCUCUUCUGAGCCACCCUGCCCUUGCUGGAUACUCUGCCUUGGACAAACCUCCAUCCUCCUGUCACAGACAGCCUCUGACCACACACCCUGCAUCCACUGCCCAGCUCCAUCAACGCCCAAUCACCCAGUUCCUGGAGGGGUCUGUGUUCCCAGUGCUACUGCCUGGACUGGAGGCCAUGCUGAGAGAGGCCCAGAGACAACACUGCCUGGAGAGGAAAAGAACAGCAUUCAACGCUUGUGACUUCCUAACUGAGUGGCUGUACAAUCGGAACCCCCGCCGGCAGGGACAGGCCCCUGUGGACUUCCAUGAGAUCCCAUUUGUCAAGGACUGGCUCAGAAUACAUCCCAGGCCUCCCAUCCCUCUCUCCCUACUGCUGUCAGACCAGCAGGCUGCUGUUCUCAUCCAGUCCUUCUGGCGGGGCUAUACCGUGCGGGCCCGUGCAGAUGUGCAGGAGCUGCGCCAGUGGCAGAGGGAGCUUAGAGAGGAUAACCGUGACAUCACCAAAACGGUCCAAGAAUUCUGGGCUCACCAGGAGAGCCGGGUGAGCUCGGCCCUCAAUGACCUCAGGGGGGACUCCACCACCCCUCAGACCCCUCAGCCCGGCAGUGGGUACUCCAACUCAGACGUGUCCAUCCAGGUGGUCUCCCCCACCCCCCAGAGCACCAUGGUCCACACCCCCACCUCCCAGAUGAGUCCUGAGAGCACCGAGUCGCUGCCUCCCAGCCUGCAGGGAGUAGAGGAGCUGACCAGGCAGGAGAGGACACUAACUGACUCACUGACCCUGCCCGAGGCUGCUGCUGCUGCCGUCGCUGCUUUAGCCACCGCUAUGGAUACCUUUUCCCCAUCCUUAGGGAAACACUGAAAGGCCAUAGAGGCUGAGGCAAUCUGUGUCCCAAAUGGCACCCUAUUCCCUAUACCAGAGCUGCCAAAUCCUGGUCCUGGAGGGCUGAAAUACAGUGGCUUGCGAAAGUAUUCACCCCCCCUUGGCAUUUUUCUUAUUUUGUUGCCUUACAACCUGGAAUUAAAAUAGAUUUUUUGGGGGGUUUGUAUCAUUUGAUUUACACAACAUGCCUACCACUUUGAAGAUGCAAAAUAUUUUUUAUUCUGAAACAAACUUGAGCGUGCAUAACUAUUCACCGCCCCAAAGUCAAUACUUUGUAGAUCUUUCUUGGUGUAUGUCUCUAUAAGCUUGGUACAUCUAGCCACUGGGAUUUUUUCCCAUUCUUCAAGGCAAAACUGCUCCAGCUCCUUCAAGUUGGAUGGGUUCCGCUGGUGUACAGCAAUCUUUAAGUCAUAUCACAGAUUCUGAAUUAGAUUGAGGUCUGGGCUUUGACCAGGCCAUUCCAAGACAUUUAAAUGUUUCCCCUUAAACCACUCGAGUGUUGCUUUAGCAGUAUGCUUAGGGUCAUUGUCCUGUGGAAGAUGAACCUCUGUCCCAGUCUUAAAUCUCUGGAAGACUGAAACAGAUUACCCUCAAGAAAUACUUUCUAUUUAGCCCUAUCCAUCAUUCCUUCAAUUCUGACCAGUUUCCCAGUCCCUGCCGAUGACAAACAUCCCCACAGCAUGAUGCUGCCACCACCGUGCUUCACUGUGGGGAUGGUGUUCUCGGUGUGAUGAGAGGUGUUGGGUUUACACCAGACAUAGCGUUUUCCUUGAUGGCCAAAAAGCUCAAUUUUAGUCUCACCUGACCAGAGUACCUUCUUCCAUAUGUUUGGAGAGUCUCCCACAUGCCUUUUGGCGAACACCAAACGUGUUUGCUUAUUUUUUUCUUUAAGCAAUGGCUUUUUUCUGGACACUCUUCCAUAAAGCCCAGCUCUGUGGAGGCUUAAAGUCGUCCUAUGGACAGAUACGCCAAUCUCCGCUGUGGAGCUUUGCAGCUCCUUCAGGGUUAUCUUUGGUCUCUUUGUUGCCUCUCUGAUUAAUGCCUUACCUGGUCCGUGAGUUUUGGUGGGCGGCCCUCUCUUGGCAGGUUUACUGUGGUGCCAUAUUCUUUCAUUUUUUAUAAUGGAUGUAAUGAUGCUCCAACCCUGAUCUGUACAUUUCCACAACUUUGUUCCUGGCCUGUUUUGGAGAGCUCCUUGGUCUUCAUGGUGUCUCUUGCUUGGUGGUUCCCCUUGCUUAGUGGUGUUGCAGACUCUGGGGCCUUUCAGAACAGAACAUAUACUGAGAUCAUGUGACAGAUCAUGUGACACUUAGAUUGCACACAGGUGGACUUUAUUUAACUAAUUAUGUGACUUCUGAAGGUAAUUGGUUGCACCAGAUCAUAUUUAGGAGCUUCAAGGGGGUGAAUACAUAUGCACACACCACUUUUCCGUUUUUUUUAUUUAUCUUUUGAAACAAGUAAUUUUUUUAAUUUCACUUCACCAAUUUGGACUAUUUUCUGUAUGUCCAUUACAUGAAAUACAAAUAAAAAUCAAUUCAAAUUACAGGUUGUAAUGCAACAAAAUAGGAAAAAUGCCAAGGGGGAUGAAUACUUUUUAAGGCACUGUACUUCUGGUUUUCAGGACUAUUUCAGACCUGGGACACCAGGUGUGUGCAACAAACUACCAGGUAGAAACUAAAACCAGAAAUGUUUCGUGUUCCAGGAUUGGGCCUGCCCUAUAUAGUGCACUACUUGACCAACUACCUGUCCCUCCAUAUUGUUUGUGUGGCUAGGGAUCUUGCCGACUACGCCAACUGGUCAAAAGUAAUACAUCUUACAGGGUGCUACGGCAGAGCAUGACAUGUACAUCAUCAAUGUUAUAUCAACAUCACAACCUCAGAGAAUACACUUUUACACACUAUUACUGACACACUACUGAUGAAGAGCAUAGGUUACACACUAAUAUUAGAAACCACAUCGAUACGUACUGUAAAGAUGACUAGACACUCUGGUAGUCACUAGCACAAUGGCUUUGCUUCUAAUCACCUCUCCUCCAUAGCGCAUAGAAAGUUACAAAUAUUUCCUGUAUUUGUCACUUCCUUUUUCCACAAACAAGGUGAUAAUAAUGCUUUGGCUCAUGAAACAGACAAAUGUUCCCACUCAAAACAGGAAUUUAGGGCAGAGAAAAGGAUAAGAGCAGAUGAACAGAAUAACACAUUCUUUUUCCACCUUAGCCUUGUGUCCUGCAAGUCAGGAAGCUGAAUGACCCUGUUGAUGGAAAGAGGAAGAGAAAGUGAGAUCUGAGAAGAGUGAUCUCUGUGACGGAGAGCAAGCUGAUAAACAGGACAGCAAUAAAACACUGAGAAUGACAA